AUGCCAACGGGACAAUUCUCGAGACGGUUAGAAGAAGAUGGGUUCAAGAAAAAAUGGAGUGGAAAGAUGGCAAUAGAGUGCACGUGGCUAGAAUGGCAAGCGUUCAGUCGACAAAUUGAGAUUAGGCAUGAAUACAACAAUACAGAGAAACGAAUCAGUGCUCGUCGUCUCCCCGUUGAUGGGUUUCACGCUGAAUCACAAACUGUGUUUCAGUUUCAUGGUAAGUUGUUUUAAGGUAAUUAGUUAGGAUUAAGUUAAUUGUGUGGGAGUAGGUUAAUGAGUUUUUGGCGAUCGCGUGGGAUGUACUUGGGUUUUUCUCUUUGUAGGUUUAUAAUGAUUUAUUCUCUUUCUCUAGGUUGUUAUUGGCAUGGUCACAAUUACCAUCUCAACCGCGGAAAGGAGGUGAACGAAACGCCAGAUAAACCCAUGGUCGAAUUAUUGGAGGAAACACAGAAAAAUAGUGCUUAUAUUCGUAAACAGGGUUAUAACCUUGUCGAGUGUUGGGAAUGCGAGUGGCGAGCCACGAAAAAGACCAACAAAGAGUUACAGCGCUUCAUAGCAACACGACUACGUCGACCCUUGGCUAAGAUGGAAACCAUGAGUAUGGAGAACAUCCUAACCGCCGUGAGGAAUGAGACAUUGUUUGGGUGUGUAGAGUGCGACAUCCACGUACCCGAUAACUUGCGAGAUCACUUUCAAGAGAUGUGUCCCAUCUUUAAAAACAUAGACAUUUCACGAGACGAUAUUGGUGAGUUUAUGAAAACGUAUGCGGAAGAAAACGACAUCAUGAGACAGCCUCGGCGUAGUCUCAUUGGAAGCAUGGUCGGAAAGAAGAUCCUGUUGGCAACUCCUCUGUUAAAGUGGUACUUUAUAGAACAUGUAUACAGUACUUAG
Molecule: messenger RNA, 894 nt
Organism: Paramuricea clavata
Lineage: Eukaryota; Metazoa; Cnidaria; Anthozoa; Malacalcyonacea; Plexauridae
Source: the annotation of a GenBank genome assembly